This is a messenger RNA of Lathyrus sativus (Indian pea), 270 nucleotides long. The record is from the annotation of a GenBank genome assembly. NCBI's taxonomy places the organism in Eukaryota, Viridiplantae, Streptophyta, Magnoliopsida, Fabales, Fabaceae.
AUGUCUGACCAAAGAAACUCAAGAGAUUCAAAGAUGAAAGAGAAACAGAUUAAUGAUCUUGUGUCAAGAUUACAACUUCUACUUCCUCAGCUUAACCAAAGAAACACUUCAAGGCAAUCAGCGUCGAAGAUCUUGCAGGAAACUUUGAAUCACAUUAGGAGGUUGCAGAAAGAGGUAGAAGAUCUGAGUGAAAGGCUAACACAGUUGAUGGAUUCUGUGGAUUUCAAUGAUAAUGACAGAAGAAAUUUAGUGAACUUUUUGCAAUAUUAA